GCGACACAGGUACUAUGGUUUCGGUAAUAACAGUCGUGACUAGCUCGUUAAUUUCCAUAACGAUUCAUCGUGCUGUGGUGGUUAAUCAGCGAGUUGCGUCGUUGUACGGGAACCGCACCCCAGAUUUUGUGAUUAACAGCAGAGACAGGUUUAAACACACUGAGCAUCACUAUGACCUCGCUGCUUGUGCUGCUGCUCCUCUGGGCUUUUCCUCUUUCAAAUGCUAAAGGCCGACUAAGAGAAUUCCAACUAAUAAAGGAUAACUUCACCAGAGUUGCUGCAGUGAAUGCAUGCAGAACAAAAUACACUGACCUCGCCACAGUUUAUGACCAACAAGACAAUAUAGACUUAAAGACACUGCUCAUUCAUAUUACUGAUGGAUCCAACCCUAGUGGAUGGAUCGGUGCAGAGAUAGGAAAUAGUCGCUGUAAGAAAUGGUCAAAUGGUGAUGAGGUCACAUUUCGCAGAGACUUUACAAGUUAUACAGAUUCACGCUGUGCUUCUAUGAGUGCAAAUGGAGGCUGGGAAUUUGUCACAUGUAAUUUGACAAGACACUUCAUGUGUUAUAAGCAAGAUGUUGGGCGAGCAUCAUACACGUUAAUACUUGAAACUAAAACCUGGUUUGAUGCUCAGCUGUACUGCAGAGAGAAUCACACUGAUUUAGUCAGCAUCCAUAAUGAAGAGGAAAAUGAACAGGUGAAGAAUGAAGGAAACAAGAGUAUAACUCCUUUCUGGAUCGGCCUGCUGGAAGACAGUGUGGAAUGGUCUGAUGGAGGACAAUCUGCUUACAGAAACUUUACAGGAGAACCGAGCGGACAUUAUAUAUUUUUAAUCAAGAUGGGAAUUGGAAUAAAAGUGAAGGCGGCAAUAAUCGAUAUUCCUUAUGCUACAGUAAGACAAGACUUUGCAAAAUUCUGA
Molecule: messenger RNA, 918 nt
Organism: Carassius auratus (goldfish)
Lineage: Eukaryota; Metazoa; Chordata; Actinopteri; Cypriniformes; Cyprinidae
Product: putative C-type lectin domain family 20 member A
Exons: 4
Coding region: 172-918 (248 amino acids)
Source: RefSeq, a predicted model, not a curated record